AUGAUUCCGCCAAUUUCAAUGUCAUAGAGUUUAAAAAGUAAGUCACACUCUUAAUUGAUUGAUGAUGAAUCAGAUCUAAGUAAUAAAAGAAAGUUACAAGAGAUUGAAAUUGAUAAUUAAUUAUGCAAUUAAUAAUAACUAAUAACACUAGGGAAUACUGAAAUAUACUUUCCUCACAAACCUUAUGAUGUUUAAAUAAAUUAUAUGAAAAGUGUGGUUUAAACAUUAGAUGGAAAAUUUAAUGCAUUGUAUAUUUACAUUUUUGAUUUUCAAAUUUAGAUUAGAAUCUCCAACUGGAACAGGAAAGACCUUAUCUUUAUUAUGUGCAUCUUUAGGAUGGUUAUAGAAACACCGAAAAGAAUAAUAGAAAAGUAAUAACCCAAUUAAAUUAAGAAUUAUUUAUGCUUCAAGAACACAUGCAUAAUUAAAGUAGGUUGCUUAAGAAUUAAAGAAAACUAUUUAUAAACCUAAUGUAUCUAUGUUAGGAUCGAGAGAUUAAUAUUGUUUAAGAGGAGAUUUUUAUAACAUUAAAGGAAAUCUUUUAAAUUAAAAUUGUAGGAAAGUAAUAAAGGCAAAUCAAUGUCAAUAUUACAAAAAAGAUAUUGUAAUGUUUAUGGCAUCAUAAUAUAAAAAUUUGAUUAAUAGUUUAGAAGAAUCAAAAUAAUUUGGGUAUAAAAAUAAAGUAUGUCCUUAUUAUUUUGAGAGAUAAAGAUUGGAUGAAGCUGAUUUAAUACUUCUUCCAUAUAAUUAUUUAUUAGAAAAAGAAUUUUAAGAUUAUAUAACAAUUGAUAAUUCAAUAUUGAUAUUUGAUGAAGCACAUAAUGUAUAAUCAACAGCUGAAGAUGGAUCUUCAUUUUUUAUAACAUAAAAUAUAAUUAUAGAGGCUGAAAAAGAUUUAGAAAAAUGGAUAGAUGAGUUGGAGAGUGUACCAUUAUUUUAUGAAUAAUUAAAAGUCAAACUUAAUUAGUCAAAACUUUGUAAUGAAUUAAAAGAAUAUAGAGCAAUUUUAAUAACAAUAAGAACUUUUUCAUAAUAUAUUGAAUAAUUAAAAUAAUAGCCAAUAUUCACAUUAUAAGAUACAAAUGAAAAAUAUCAAAUUUUAGAUGCUAGAUAAAUUUAAGAUUUAAUUUUUUAAUAUACAUCUGAUUAAGAUAAUACAUUUAGAUUAUGGACUGAUUCAGUAUUAACUAAUUAUGCAAAAGGAAUAACAAGAAAUAAUAUUGCUAGAUAUUUAUCACAUUGUAUGAUUUUAAUAGAUGUUAUGGGAGAAUUAUCACAAUAUCCUGCUCAUCAUUUUGAAUCAUGGACUAAAUUCAUAAUGAAUGUAUAUGACUUAAUCAGAAUGGAAGAUGAAAGAGAAAAAUAAAAGUUAUCUUUAUCUUCAUUACUUAAUUAAUUUAAUUAAUAUAAACUAUCAUUCGUUAUUGAUGUUGCUAAUUAAUUAUCUAUAUAUAUGUGGUGUUUAGAACCAUCAUUAGCAUUCAAAAGAAUACUUUAAAAAAAUAUUCAUUCUGUUUUAUUAACAUCAGGCACAUUAUCACCUCUAUAAUCAUGGACAUGUGAAUUAAGAAUGAACUUUUAAACUUAAUUUUAAAGUCCUCAUAUUGUUAACAUUAAAUCAAAUCUUAUAGUUUUUUAACAUAAACAAUUUGAUUUCUCUUUUAAUUAAAGAAAUAAUGAUGAAUAAUUUAAUAAAUUAGGAUAAAAUCUAUUAAACCUCUCUUAUGUAAUUCCAAAUGGAGUUUUAGUUAUAUUUUCAUCUUACAGUCUUAUGUUUAAAUGUAGAAGCAAAUUGACAGCUAAUAAAAUAUUAUUUAGAUUAAAUGAAAUCAAAAAUUGUUUAUGGGAACCAUAAUAGACUGCUGAAAUGUAAAAUGUUUUUUAAUCAUAUAAAUAACAUGCAAAGAAAGGAGCAAUUAUGUUUGCAGUUUAAAGAGGGAAGAUAGCUGAAGGAAUUGAUUUCUCUGAUGAAUUAUGUAGAGCAGUAUUUUUAGUAGGAGUUCCUUAUCCACCUAAAUAGGAAAAUAAAGUAUUAUAGAAAAUGGAAUAUCUAGAAAAAAUAUAUAAUGAUCCUGAAUUUAAUGAUCAAGAUAGAUUAAGAAGCUAAGAGUGGUAUUGUUAAUAAGCUAUUAGAGCCACUAAUUAAGCUUUAGGUAGAGUUAUUAGGCAUAUUAAUGAUUAUGGGUAUUUUAUUAUUAUUAUUAAGAAUUGUCUUCUUAUGUGAUAGGAGAUUUGAAAAUAAGGAUAUUAAAAAAGGAUUAUCUGAAUGGGUUAAACCUGCUAUUUAACCUUGGAUUAAUGAUGAUGAUAUACUUAAAUAAACUAAAGCUUUUUAUAAUCGUACUGAAAGUGCAUUUUAAACACCUGAUAAUAAGAAUAUGACUGAAGAAAAGAUGAAUUCAUAAUCUGAAGUCAAGAAAAGAAAUCUUAAGCUUUUCGGUCUUAAAUGCUAAAGGUAAUUAGAAAAACUUAAAUCUGAUUCUUUAUAUGAUGUUGAUUAAAAAGAAUAUUCUGAAUAAGUGAUAUAAAUAGAAUCAAAACUAAUUACUGAAUCUAAAUAACCUAUUGAAUAACAAGAAAUUAUUAAUAAUAAUAAUGGUGGUG
Paramecium sonneborni is the source of this 2604-nucleotide messenger RNA. The record is from the annotation of a GenBank genome assembly. Lineage: Eukaryota; Ciliophora; Oligohymenophorea; Peniculida; Parameciidae.